Molecule: messenger RNA, 5366 nt
Organism: Synchiropus splendidus (mandarinfish)
Lineage: Eukaryota; Metazoa; Chordata; Actinopteri; Syngnathiformes; Callionymidae
Gene: braf
Product: B-Raf proto-oncogene, serine/threonine kinase
Exons: 20
Coding region: 65-2533 (822 amino acids)
Biological process (GO): protein phosphorylation; signal transduction
Cellular component (GO): mitochondrion; cytosol; plasma membrane
Molecular function (GO): ATP binding; protein kinase activity
Source: RefSeq, a predicted model, not a curated record
UCUCUGUCUCCCCCUCCUGUCCUCACCCGCAGCCUGCGAUUAUUUUCCACUCACUUUCUUUAAAAUGGCGGCGUUGAGCAGCGCCGAGUCUCCACCGCCCGUCUUUAACGGAGACACCGCCGAGCGAGACCCGGGCAGAGAGCGGGCCCUGGAGGAGCUUGGCGGCGGGCUGGACCCCUCCUGCUCGGCGGGGAUCCCCGGAGGUCCGCAGGAUGAGGAGAUAUGGAAUAUCAAACAGAUGAUCAAGUUGACACAAGAACACUUGGAAGCUCUUCUGGACAAGUUCGGAGGAGAACACAAUCCUCCCUCCAUAUAUCUAGAGGCCUAUGAGGAGUACACCAGCAAACUGGACGCGCUCCAGCAGAGGGAGCAGCAGCUGCUGGAGGCCAUGGGCAACGGUACAGAGUUCUCCUGCUCCCCCACUCCCGUGCCCACUCUACUAGAGGUCAAGAUGGGCGGAUUUGGUGUCGGAGGAGGUGCUCAGGCUUUCCCCUCUGCCCCCAACACCCUGGCUGUCCUACAGACUCCCACAGACGCCAGCCGGGCCAAUCCACGCUCUCCACAGAAGCCUAUUGUGAGGGUUUUCCUGCCCAACAAGCAGAGAACAGUGGUCCCGGCCCGCUGCGGGAUGACGGUGAAGGACUCUCUGAAGAAAGCUCUGAUGAUGCGAGGUCUGAUUCCGGAGUGUUGCGCAGUCUACAGGAUACAGGACGGAGAGAAGAAGCCAAUUGGUUGGGACACUGACAUAUCCUGGCUGACAGGAGAGGAGCUACAUGUUGAAGUGUUGGAAAAUGUUCCGCUCACCACUCAUAAUUUUGUGCGCAAGACGUUCUUCACGCUGGCCUUCUGCGACUUCUGCAGAAAGUUGCUGUUCCAAGGGUUCCGCUGCCAGACUUGUGGGUACAAGUUCCACCAGCGCUGCAGCACUGAGGUUCCUCUCAUGUGUGUCAACUACGACCAGUUAGACUUAUUGCUAGUGUCCAAGUUCUUUGAACACCACCCGUUCACUCAGGAGGAGGUUUCUUCAGAGGGGACCACCCCUGUGUCCGAAGUCUGUCCAUCACUGCCCCCGUCAGACUCCACUGGAUCAAUAUGCCACACUGCUGUGUCCCCGUCCAAAUCCAUACCCAUACCACCUAGUUUCCGGCCCAAUGAGGAAGACCAUCGCAACCAGUUUGGUCAGCGGGACCGUUCGUCGUCCGCGCCCAACGUCCAUAUCAACACCAUCGAGCCUGUCAACAUAGAUGAUCUGAUUCGUGAUCAGUGCUUACCGAGAUCGGAGGGAGCCCCCCCGACCCACCCCGCCCGCUGCUUGAGGAAGCACCGAACACGGACCUCAAGCCCCCUCCUAUACUCCUACCCCAAUGACAUAGUGUUUGAUUUUGAGCCCGAGCCUGUUUACCGAGGAACCACCACAGGUCUGUCAGCCACUCCUCCCGCCUCACUACCUGGCUCUCUGACCAACGUCAAGGUUCCUCAGAAGUCCCCAUGUCCACAGAGAGAGCGCAAGUCAUCGUCCUCAUCUGAAGAUCGCAAUAAAAUGAAAACUCUCGGGAGGAGAGACUCCAGCGACGACUGGGAGAUUCCUGAAGGCCAGAUCACCCUCGGUCAGAGGAUAGGCUCUGGCUCAUUCGGAACAGUCUUCAAGGGAAAGUGGCAUGGCGAUGUAGCUGUGAAGAUGUUGAACGUCACAGCACCAACACCUCAACAGCUUCAAGCCUUCAAGAAUGAAGUGGGAGUCCUCAGGAAAACGCGUCACGUGAACAUCCUGCUGUUCAUGGGCUACACCACCAAGCCUCAGCUGGCGAUCGUCACCCAGUGGUGCGAGGGCUCCAGUCUGUACCAUCACCUGCACAUCAUCGAGACCAAGUUCGAGAUGAUCAAGCUCAUUGACAUUGCCCGGCAGACUGCUCAGGGCAUGGAUUACCUUCAUGCCAAAUCAAUUAUCCACCGAGACCUGAAGAGCAACAAUAUUUUCCUCCACGAGGACCUGACGGUAAAGAUCGGUGACUUUGGCCUGGCCACAGUGAAGUCCCGCUGGAGCGGCUCACACCAGUUUGAACAGCUGUCUGGAUCCAUACUUUGGAUGGCACCAGAGGUCAUCAGACUGCAGGACAAGAAUCCCUACAGCUUCCAGUCAGACGUCUACGCCUUUGGCAUUGUGCUGUACGAGCUUAUGUCUGGAGCACUGCCCUAUUCCAACAUCAACAAUCGAGACCAGAUCAUUUUCAUGGUGGGUCGAGGUUACCUCUCCCCGGACCUCAGCAAGGUGCGCAGCAACUGUCCAAAGGCCAUGAAGAGGCUGAUGGCCGACUGCCUGAAGAAGAAGAGAGAAGAGCGCCCCCUUUUCCCUCAGAUCCUGGCAUCCAUUGAGCUUCUGGCUCGCUCAUUACCCAAAAUCCACCGCAGCGCCUCGGAGCCCUCCUUAAACAGAGCUGGAUUUCAAACGGAGGACUUCAGCUUGUAUGCCUGCGCCUCACCCAAGACCCCAAUCCAGGCCGGCGGCUAUGGGGAGUUUUCAGCAUUUAAGUAAUGUUUGCUGUUUCACACCGCUUCAUCCCUCCUCCUUCUUCUUCUUCACUUCUGAAAAGUCUCGAGUCCCUUCCGUGGCUCCAUCCAUCACCACAUGGAAAAUAAGACGAAUGUGCGCUUUUCUUCCUCUGAUGCUGGAGGAGCCCCCUCCACCAAACACAGCCCAGCACACAAGCUCAAACACAGAGUUGGUUGAUGGUUCUGAGAAGGAAUCGAGCGGUCCCCUGCAGGAGGACAAGGUGAAGACAGAAGAGCAAACAUGGCAGUGAAGGUUCGGGAUGUGGCUUUCCUCCCUGGCCAGGUCAAAGGUCGGGCGCUGCACCUGUAACGGACGGCAGGACGGAGCCUGUACGACAAGACGCCGACUCGGUGAAGGUGGAUGUCCUGGAGGUCACUCAGCAGGGGGUCACCCUGGAACUAUGACUUGAAUUUCUUUUCCCGUCAUCGAUCAUUGUCCCCUCCUCUGCCUCUCCAGAGAAGGUUCUGUGCAGCACAAGGUGUCGCACUGACACACACAAGUCCUGCUUCGACUCCUUUAACUUCAUGUGAAGAGAAAAGCGGGCGAGCGAUUGUUCCUGGCUUCUUUUGUUUUUUUAUUUUUGUUCACAUGGCUUUAAUAUUGCACUCUGCGACCCACUGAAACAUUUUCCACACUUCCCUCCUUUGUUCAUCCCGGCAUGUGUCCUGGUUAGAAUCCGUUUUUUUGCCUUUUUCUGUACAGGCAGGCCUGCAGAUAUUUACAUAUUUAAAGUGACUUUUUUGUUUGUUUUAUGGACUAAUUUUUCAGAACGAGUCUUUCUUUUCAACGCUUGUGUACUUCGCACUUUGUAGAAAAUGCAUUGAAGCUUGCCUUUUUUUUUAUCGAGAUACAAAUCACGAGACAGAGCCGAUGAUGAACCAUUUGAGGAGGCUCUUGUUUUUAAGUGGGGUCCUUCAGUGAUGAGAGCUACCAACAGCUGCUAGCUUGAUGAGUGGUGUUUAUUCUCUGCCAGAGGUCACAUGUCCAUCAUGCACAUCUGCUCUGACUUCUGAGUGUCAAGUUUUACAAACAUGCUUAUUUUAUGCUAGCAAUCUAACUAGCCAUAUUUUUCUAUCCUCAUCUGUUUACAAAUGUCCAUUCUUCCUUUACAAGUCUUACAUUUUAGAUUCAAAGUAAAAUAGCAGCAGUUUUGUUUACAAAUAUAAGCUACUUAUUUCCUGCUUAAAACCUCACCUGUCAGUUCCCACAAUUUUUGCUGGUUAUUGUUGCAUCCUACUGAAAGUGUUCACAUGCAAGUCACAUGGGUUGUUGGGUGUGUCAUCAGGCGCACAACCACACCUUUGGUUUCCAACACAAGUUUUCAUCAAGGCGACUCACUCUCUCACAUCCAUAUCUGUGUUCAUCUUUGCUGCAGUUGUAAUGUGAACACUGCUUCCUAGUCAAGGUCCCACAUCGACAUAACGUUGACAUGGCCCAAACACAGCAUGCUGGUUGGAGCAAUAUUACAAGUUUUCUUUGGGCUUACAACAUACUGAUGAUUCUUCUUUUAGAGGGACAUAACAUGACAAAACAGACAAAUCAGUCUUUUAUUUAUUGUUUACAUGUUAUUUGUAUUUUAGGUUUUUGGUUCACAUUUAUAACCUAGUUCAUGGAUGAUUUGAGGGCAUGGAUUCAUAUUUGGGUGAUUUAUCAUAAAUGCAACAGUUCUGGACUCUUAGAAGAAAUUUGAGAAUUUCAGUUGAGUUUGAAAAUGUAACAAUGUCCAGUUUAGUUUUAUUGUUGAUCACGGUGAACAAGAAACGUGUCACAGAACUGCGCUGUUGUCCGGACUCGACCAAUCUACCACUCAUGUUUACCUUUUUUUACGAGUUAUCUAUUGUUUAACUUAAGAUUGUAGCUUAACUUUCACAGAUUUCUGCCACAUUGUGCGUCAUAUUUUAUCAGGUUUACCUUCACAGUCUAAGACUCAUAUGAUUGUGAACAGACUUCUAUAGAAAUUGGAAUAUGAUUUAUUGCUAUUUGGACAUGCAUGUACAUUUGACAGUCAUCUCACUUCUUGCAUAAUACAUUAUUGCUUUAGCAUGAAGUCCAUCUAAAAAUGGUUCUAAAAAAUCAGGAAAUAUCCACCAAUACCUUAAUUGUAGUUGCCAUAGUGAGCCAAAAUCUUCAUGGGUCCAGUAUUGCAUCACUGCGUCUUCUGGAGUCACAUAUCUACGCAGUUGUGUCAUUCAUUGCACAUAUUGCUAGAAGUAGUCACAGGCGCCUCUCCUUGUCAUAUUUACUGAUAUCAGACUGUAGUGUCUCAGAGGGAUGAAGUGAGUCGCAGCGAAGUGUUAGUUUACGUCUCACCAGUGUUGGACCUCGUCGCACCUCCCGACGUCAGUGUCAGCGCUCGGAUAUCUAUCUGUGCAGAUAGCAGCAGGGCUGAACUGAGAUCAGCUGUCGCACACGCUAACAGCUUUUUUUCUUUCCGUGCAUAUCAUCUCUGCCCCAGUCACCCCACCGACUCUUCCGGAACAUUCCCUGUCUUUAUCCUCGUCGCCUGCACCUUAAACCCCUCCACACACACCCACACACAACUUAUCAACUGCGAAUUAUCAUGAAGAAAUAGAUUUUUUUUCUUCCUUUUUUUGUUCCACCUGUAAAUAGUUGUACAAAGGAAAUACUGUCAAGUUUGCUAGAAGGCAUGGAAACAACAAAUGUAACAAAUUAUAAAAUGUUCAAUUUAAAGACAUUUUGAUAGGCAGAAAAAAACAGUUGCGUGUACAAAUAUUUAAGGCUGUAUUAUAUGGAGAAAGAGCUUAAUGUAUUUGUUGUGAAUAUGGAAAACUGAUAUAUUAAAGAAGUGCAUGAA